Molecule: messenger RNA, 2341 nt
Organism: Megalobrama amblycephala (Wuchang bream)
Lineage: Eukaryota; Metazoa; Chordata; Actinopteri; Cypriniformes; Xenocyprididae
Gene: sh3gl3a
Product: SH3-domain GRB2-like 3a
Exons: 11
Coding region: 248-1408 (386 amino acids)
Biological process (GO): synaptic vesicle uncoating; endocytosis
Cellular component (GO): cytoplasm; presynapse; glutamatergic synapse
Molecular function (GO): protein binding
Source: RefSeq, a predicted model, not a curated record
GAGAUGCUGCCGUGACGUAUGCGCCUCUCCGCCAAUCACAAUCCUCGGAACAAACAUAACCGACCAGCACUUGUCAGUGAGGAAAAAACCCACCGCGAAAUGCAGGUCCAUCUUCCAGCGGCGGUGAAAUAAACCGAAAGCGUUUCAUAUAUACCCCUAUUUGUGCUUCUUUGAAGGAUCGGAUCACCGUCUUUUACCCCCUGAAGAUUUUCUUGUCACCUCUCUUCGUGUUUCAUUUAUUUUGAGGAUGUCGGUGGCGGGGUUUAAAAAGCAGCUGCACAAAGCGAGUCAGUUAUUAAGUGAAAAGAUAAGCGGUGCAGAAGGGACAAAACUCGAUGAAGACUUCACGGAAAUGGAGCGGAAAAUAGAAGUCACCAACAAGUCUGUUUUUGAACUUAUAACUAAAACCACAGAAUACCUUCAACCAAACCCAGCAUCAAGAGCCAAACUGGGAAUGCUCAACACCGUGUCUAAAAUCAGAGGGCAGGUGAAGACGACGGGCUAUCCUCAAACUGAAGGGCUAUUAGGCGACUGCAUGCUGCGAUACGGACGGGAACUGGGGGAGGAGUCCACUUUCGGGGCUGCGCUGGUGGACAUUGGUGAAGCCAUGAAACAGAUGGCCGAUAUUAAAGAUGCCCUCGAUAUCAACGUGAAACAGAACUUCAUUGACCCAUUUCAGACUCUACAAGACAAAGACCUCAAAGAGAUUGUGCAUCAUCUGAAGAAGCUGGAGGGUCGACGGUUAGACUUUGACUAUAAGAAGAAGCGUCAGGGCAAGAUUCCUGAUGAGGAGAUCAAACAGGCUGUGGAGAAGUUUGAGGAGUCCAAAGAACUUGCUGAGAGGAGCAUGUUCAACUUUUUGGAGAAUGAUGUGGAGCAGGUGAGUCAGUUAUCAGCUCUGAUCGAGGCGGCGCUGGAUUACCAUCGACAGUCCUUGGAGAUCCUGGAGGAACUCAACAGCAAAAUACAGAACAGGAUAUCUACCGCAAGCAGUCGGCCCAAAAAAGAGUUCAAGCCAAAGUCGAUCAUGUCCAGUUUGGAGACCAGUGAGAACACGCAGCACAAUGGACUUUCCCACACCUCAUCAGUCAAAACCACAGAUAUCCAGAUCAACCACACUGUAAAUGGAAAAAUUGAUCAGUUCACACACACAGCAUCCAUGACUGUAUCAUGGCCUGAAAGCCCCAAUGGUAAUAGCAAACAGAUAGAGUCACACAUGGACCAGCCCUGCUGUCGAUCGCUUUACGACUUUGAGCCGGAGAACGAGGGAGAGCUGGGAUUCAAAGAGGGCGACAUCAUCAUCCUCACCAAUCAGAUUGAUGAGAACUGGUAUGAAGGCAUGAUUAACGGAGAAUCGGGCUUCUUCCCCAUAAACUACGUAGAGGUCCUAGUGCCCCUGCCUCAAUGAGCCGAGCCGACGACCACGGGUCACUGACCACACGCCAAACUAGACUGUCUCAACCGUCCACUCACCCAACAUCCUCUGCUGCAUUCUCACCAAUGAAAGCCUUGCGUUUUACCACAGACUAUUUUGAAGCUUUUAUGUUUCAGUAUUUAUUUCUUAUUAUGUUUUCCAGGCCUCAUGGUGCAACAUCUAGACACUGCAAAACAAAUUUAAUCAGUAUUUUUGCUUUGUUUUUUAGUAAAAUAUCUAAACAUCUUUAGAACUAAAACUGCAAAAUAUUUUUACUUAAACCUCAUUAUAAAAUAAAAAGGGCUGUCGAAUUAACAUGUUAAUUUGGUGGAUUUAAUUAAGGGAAAAAAUAAAGCGUUAAAAUUAUUAAUGCUUUUAAAUCAUCCCAGCCCGGAAGCUGGUGAUUCUAGUUUAUGAAGUUAUAAAUAUGGAUAUUUUUCUUACAAAAACCUAUCGCUCAGCUUCAGAAAUUAAAGAUACGAGGCAAAAAAAUGCCUCGUGUGGGUUUUUGUCUUAUAUAUAUAUCAUACGAUAUAUAGUUUAGCACUAUCACACGAGCAAGAGUGCUGUUUUUUCCCACGUAUAUCUGCACGAUUGCAAAUGUGAUAUUGAUUUUUUACAAGUUCAAUAAACAAGAUGAUAAUAUUUUUAGACAUUUUAGACACAGUAUUGUCUGGUUUUGCCCAAUUUCACCAAUAAAAUAGUUCCAGCAAAGCCACAGCUGAACUGUUGUGCUUCUCGGAGCAACACGCUGUUGUUCAUUACUGAAUGAAUCUGUGGUUUUUAACUAAUUGAGUGAGCCACUGAUUCAUUAAGACGGUCACUUGCUUCGUUCAUGAAUGAAUCAGCCGUUUGAAUGAAUUACUAAAUGACUCACUCAUAAAAGGGUUAGUUCACCCAAAAAUUAAUUACUCGCCCUCAUGACGU